UCCCUCCUUCAGAUAUCUCUCUUUUGGCAACCUCACAAUGAUUAUUCCUGUCCGCUGCUUCACCUGUGGAAAAGUUGUGGGUAACAAAUGGGAAGCCUAUCUGGGUCUCUUGCAAGCAGAAUACACAGAAGGAGACGCAUUGGAUGCACUGGGCCUAAAGCGUUACUGCUGUCGACGGAUGCUUCUCUCACAUGUCGAUUUGAUUGAGAAGUUGCUGAAUUAUGCACCCUUGGAGAAGUAGCACUUGGGCUUCAAGGAAGUUCCUGCAUUUGAUGCAGCCUUCUAGUAUUUUUUUUGUUUGAAUCAAAUAAGUUCAUGUCAAAACUAUGUGCCUGCCUCUAGGGGGUGCGGUUGUGCAAGAGAACUCCAUCCCAUUCAAUUAUGUGCAAUAAAGCUUAUUUGCAU
Messenger RNA from Heteronotia binoei (common prickly gecko), 405 nucleotides. RefSeq names its product RNA polymerase II, I and III subunit L (gene POLR2L). The transcript is spliced from 2 exons. Gene Ontology annotation, molecular function: DNA binding; zinc ion binding; DNA-directed RNA polymerase activity. Gene Ontology annotation, biological process: transcription by RNA polymerase I; transcription by RNA polymerase II; tRNA transcription by RNA polymerase III. Bases 38 to 241 code for a protein of 67 amino acids. NCBI's taxonomy places the organism in Eukaryota, Metazoa, Chordata, Lepidosauria, Squamata, Gekkonidae. The record is from RefSeq and is a predicted model, not a curated record. Gene Ontology annotation, cellular component: RNA polymerase II, core complex; RNA polymerase I complex; RNA polymerase III complex.